Messenger RNA from Cercocebus atys (sooty mangabey), 3082 nucleotides. It is a transcript of the gene CAPZA1, whose product is annotated as capping protein (actin filament) muscle Z-line, alpha 1. Gene Ontology annotation, cellular component: actin cortical patch; F-actin capping protein complex. Gene Ontology annotation, molecular function: actin filament binding. Gene Ontology annotation, biological process: actin cytoskeleton organization; barbed-end actin filament capping. The transcript has 10 exons. The record is from RefSeq and is a predicted model, not a curated record. NCBI's taxonomy places the organism in Eukaryota, Metazoa, Chordata, Mammalia, Primates, Cercopithecidae. The coding region runs from base 744 to 1604 and encodes 286 amino acids.
ACCGUCCGCCAUCUUGCUGCUAUCGCAGGAGCCAGGAGCUGGGAGGGGAGAAGGACAGGAAACCGGGAGUCGGGAAUCCUGGGAUAGUGGCGGACCUGAAGUUGGCCUCUCUGAAGGCUGAGUCCUGGGGAACCGGGACCGAGAAGAUUUCGAAGGUGGAGGAGCGUGUCUCAAGAUUGAGGAUACCUAUUCCUUCGUGGGGCAGGGAAGGGGCGGACAGCAGCGCCUGUUCUGGAGGAACUGGACUAAGAUGUGACCCUAAAGUGAAGUGUUACCGCUUCCAAACGAAAUGAGGGUCACCUUUCACACCCCCGCCCCCCGGGGUUGGAAAAGCCACCGAUCGUUCCAGCGGCCGAGCAGCUCUUAGAGCUUUGGAUUCGGCUGUCGUGGAGAUAACGGGUACCAGAAAAACUGCAACAGCGAGUUGGUCGGAUGGAGGCCAGGAGCCAAGAAUAAUCGAAACACGCUGCCAGCACCCAUUAGAUGGAUGGGAAAUGAGUGUAACUCAUUGGGAAAGAUAUUAGACUUUAAAUCACCGAAGGCAAAGCCUACUUCCUGGGGCGCGGGUGCGGGCGCGGGCGCUGGCACUAGGAGACGUCACUCCCGCGCAUAACUGACAUGGCGCCCUCUUGGUCGGCGUUUCCGGGCGGGUCCUUCCGACGGCCCCCGCGGUGAUUCCAUCACUCGGCUUUCUUCCCGGCCUGCCUAGCGCCCACAGCCGGGCUGGGCCAGAACAGCCCAAGAUGGCCGACUUCGAUGAUCGUGUGUCGGAUGAGGAGAAGGUACGCAUAGCUGCUAAAUUCAUCACUCAUGCACCCCCAGGGGAAUUUAAUGAAGUAUUCAAUGAUGUUCGGCUACUACUUAAUAAUGACAAUCUCCUCAGGGAAGGGGCAGCACAUGCAUUUGCCCAGUAUAACAUGGAUCAGUUCACGCCUGUGAAGAUAGAAGGAUAUGAAGAUCAGGUCUUAAUUACAGAGCACGGUGACCUGGGUAAUAGCAGAUUUUUAGAUCCAAGAAACAAAAUUUCCUUUAAAUUUGACCACUUACGGAAAGAAGCAAGUGACCCUCAGCCAGAAGAAGUAGAUGGAGGUCUGAAGUCUUGGAGAGAAUCCUGUGACAGUGUUUUAAGAGCCUAUGUGAAAGACCAUUAUUCCAACGGCUUCUGUACUGUUUAUGCUAAAACUAUCGAUGGGCAACAGACUAUUAUUGCAUGUAUUGAAAGCCACCAGUUUCAGCCUAAAAACUUCUGGAAUGGUCGUUGGAGAUCAGAGUGGAAGUUCACCAUCACACCACCUACAGCCCAGGUGGUUGGAGUGCUUAAGAUUCAGGUUCACUAUUAUGAAGAUGGCAAUGUUCAGUUGGUUAGUCAUAAAGAUGUACAGGAUUCACUAACUGUUUCAAAUGAAGCCCAAACUGCCAAGGAGUUUAUUAAAAUCAUAGAGAAUGCAGAAAAUGAGUAUCAGACAGCAAUUAGUGAAAACUAUCAAACAAUGUCAGAUACCACAUUCAAGGCCUUGCGCCGGCAGCUUCCAGUUACCCGCACCAAAAUCGACUGGAACAAGAUACUCAGCUACAAGAUUGGCAAAGAAAUGCAGAAUGCUUAAAGGCUGAAUGUAGGAUUCUUCAGUAUGUGGAAAGACAAGGAUUCAACGUGUGGUCCUAUGAUAAAUAAGUGAUUUAUAAACAAGAGUGAUAUUUUGCUAGGGCUUUCAAAGUUAACCGGUUUUCUAGCCUCAUGAAAUACUGUUGAACCUGUAGCGUUAUCUUGAUUCUUUUGUGUUUUCUGCCUUGUAAUUUUCUGUUAUUGCUAUAUCUACGUGUAAAUCUUUUUUUUUUCCUCUUUUUUUUUUUGGUUAAUUCUGCCACAUUUAAUGUUGGUGAGAGAGUGAUCUAUCCUAAUAACAUUUUACUAAAGUUUCCUAGCCAUGAAGCCUGCUACUGAUUUAGACAAGGUAUUAUGGUCAUUACUUUCUACCCCUAUCCUUCCAAGCACUUCUGGUACUUCAGUGGUUUUUACUGAUCCACCAACACCUAAAGAGGCUAUGCUACAAUCUCUAGCUAAAUGGAAGACACAUUCAUCCUUCUCCCUCUGACUGCUUUGAUCAUCAUUUACUGCAUCUCAUAACUGUAAUUUUCCAAAGUUUGGAUUGGGACUUUUCAGGUCCUUUUUGGAGGGCAAAGGAAGUGCCAGCUUCUCUGGGGAACUUGUUUUUAAAUCCAAAGACUUGAACCACAUUCCCUGCACAUGAACAUGUUGCUUUUAUCCCUUCUCUCAUUGUCUCCCUCCCAUCUUAGUACCAUUGUAGUUAUAGACAUCUGCAUUUUUAGAAGCAUUUUACCCAUUUAUUUUUUUAAACAUUCAAGAACUGCUGACGUACUGUGGAUGUAGAGUAUAAAACUUGAAAAAUGCAGAUGUUGAAGGAAUAAUAGGUAUCUUGUGCUUUAAUACUUUAUGGCAGGAUUGUACUAUAAGCAAAUGAAUUAAACAGCUAUGUAAAUCAUAAACAAAAACUAAAAAUGAACCAAAGUGAAAAGGAUAACUUCCAGGCAGUAUCUUUCUAUUGUAACCUGUUAUUUAAGGAAAUACUAGUGAUUUCUUCUAAAUAGGAUGUAAAACUUAUUUCAAAUUACUCUUCCUCAGUCCUGCCUGCCAAGAACUCAAGUGUAACUGUGAUAAAAUAACCUUUCCCAGGUAUAUUGGCAGGUAUGUGUGUAAUCUCAGAAUACACAGGUGACAUAGAUAUGAUAUGACAACUGGUAAUGGUGGAUUCAUUUACAUUGUUUACACUUCUAUGACCAGGCCUUAAGAGAAGGUCAGUUUUUUAAAAAACCAAGUAGUGUCUUCCUACCUAUCUCCAGAUACAUGUCAAAAAAGAAAGGUGUUUGUGCUUCCGUUUUGUUUCUGCUCAGUAAUACAGUCAAGCAACAGUUUGUUUCCAGGUGACCCAUUGAGCUGUGUAUGCAUUUUUGUUUAUUUCAAAUAAAAUAUAUUUGUAUUAUUUGUCAUUCAUACUAUCCAUCCAUACCACACUAUCUUCUGUAUCAGGUAGUCUAAUAGAAAUAUACCUGUUUUGUUCUAAAA